Hermetia illucens (black soldier fly) is the source of this 1647-nucleotide messenger RNA. RefSeq lists its product as uncharacterized. The record is from RefSeq and is a predicted model, not a curated record. NCBI's taxonomy places the organism in Eukaryota, Metazoa, Arthropoda, Insecta, Diptera, Stratiomyidae. The transcript is spliced from 6 exons. Bases 238 to 1518 code for a protein of 426 amino acids.
AACCGCGCCGGGAAAGUCAAACGAACAGCUGUGACAUGACGUAAUUGUAGCGCGAUUCAAAACAAAGUACCGUCAACCGUCCAAAGUGGUGAGCCUGUAACGAAGUGGUUCGAGUUGUGCGUGGUUCAGACGCGUCUUUUUAAUCGCAACUCUUGAUUCACUUUAUCUUUAGUUAAUUCAUUUUGCUUGUGUGAUUUUUCAAAGAUAGUGUGAUAGCGCCGUCUCAACAAGUGAAUCAUGGCCGGGACGAUAGGGGCUGUGACGUUGAUGUGCCUAACACAAUUCCUCCUCAUAGCUUGUGCGGGUGGACAAGACGAUGGGAGCGCUUGGGUGGCACCAGAUGCAUGGAGUCGUGCAACGAAAGAUAAUCCCCCAGCAGUCGUGAAGACACCCUCGCCCAGCAAAUCCACCAGUCACGGCCAAGCCGGUAAAGCUGAAAAGGACUUCGAACUCGCGAAGCUGUACUACGCGAAACUUCUGAGAUUUAUCUUUCUCCGCAAACGAAUGAGGCACGACCCGUUCACCGACUCGUAUAGCCGUCCGAUAAUUUUCCGCGUUUCUGCCAAGCAAUUGGAGGUGUUGGAGAAUUCGAACGAUCCACGAGAUUGGGACAAUAUCCUUUCGGAGAUAUUACCUAAUUCAGAGCUGCCAGAGCAGACAUUCAAAAAUGAGAUUAUCAAGGACAUCGUAACACUUUUGCGGGGCUUGCUGAUGGACGCCUUUGUGUCCACCGAGAUUCGCUUUGCAUUGCUCUUCCUUCUUUUUCUGCUGGCAAUUAUAUACUUGAAGAACCGAUAUAAAUAUGGAGUUAUAGCUAUUAUUUUGGUGGGGGCCUUUUCAUUAGGGCUCAUCAACGCAUACUACGAGUGUAAUAAGGAAUUGGAAAUCAGUCGCUUUGUGGAGGGCCUUUCGCAAGAGGAGGAUCCAUGCGCAAACAUUGAACAAUCAAGUUUUUCGUGGUUUAUUUUCCGGCAAACGAAUACCAAAGCACAAUGCGUUGAAUAUCUAAAGAAGAAGCACACUUUUCAACUGCCUUACUGCCGGCCAGACGUUGUGAUUCUUCAAUAUUUUAACGGCAUAUUUUUCGACCAAAUGUUUGUGUUUGCUGAAAAGUCAAGUGACAUUUUUCGCCUUUGUUUUGAUAAACUGAGCUUUCCUUAUAACUAUAUAGCGAUACUAGUUUUUGGAUUCUCGUUGCCACAAUUCGUGAAACUUAUUUUCAAAUAUAUUGUGGCGCCCUUAAUUUGGGCUCAGUGGAAUCACCCCAAGUCCAGUGGGAAGCAAACGACAACGGGAGAUCAACUGAGUGGCGAAAAUUUGAAACUCUUCCUAGAAGGCAUGAAACAUAAAGAACAAACGCAAUCAGAUUUAUCGAAAAUCACGCAUGUACUCAUCAAAAAAGCAGCAGAAGAUACGGGUCAGGACUUGCCGAAAAUUGAAGCACCACAAGAAACGAAAAACCAGACAUCAACUGCUGUGGAAAACUUACCUUCAACCGUUGAAGAAGUAUCUAGUUAAUUCUACUCCCAAAAGUGCUGGUCUUUCACACAAUCGUGAUUUGAUAUAUCAAGAUUUUAUAUUGUAUAUACGUACGCUAAGUUUUGCAUGAAGUGUUAACAUAUUAAUAAAGUACAAGAAUCUUAUAAA